Messenger RNA from Symbiodinium necroappetens, 589 nucleotides. Lineage: Eukaryota; Dinophyceae; Suessiales; Symbiodiniaceae. The record is from the annotation of a GenBank genome assembly.
AUGGAGCAGAGUGCAGACGCCUCUGGCGAUCCUGCGCAGCCCUCGGCCGCAGGUUCAGCCGUCAAACGGCAAGGUCCUCCCGAGCCGGCGCUCUUGGAGCCGAACCAGCGGGAGAAUGCAGAGGAGUGGUUACAGCGGACAUUGGUGUACCAACCUCCGGUGCUGGAGACCGUGGAGCUCUCUCCCGGAGUUGCCAUCGUGGACUUGAACACUGGUAAGCAGAAGGUGGCCGAGGCUGAAGCAACCCGGCCCAUGUCCCGGCAAGAAUACCUCGAUCUCACACAGUCUCACAUCCGGCCGAAGCCCGUAGCGAAGGCCUCGGUGCGUCACGUGGAUGCGCGGGUCGUGGAGAUUCAGCGCCUUUUCCAAGCGAUGUCCUCGCCGCAUCCCUCGCAUGCAGUGUCCUCGCGGUCCUCGCCGCGAUCCUCGCCGCGUCGCCUAGGAGUGCCCUGCCGGCCGCUCUCCCCGAAGGGCGAGGAGGGGGAGCCCUGCGCUGCUCAAAGCCCACGGACGGUGCCCGGCCCCAAGGACCGGGUCCUGGGUGGUACCAUCGUGGCAAACCGGGAGUUGCUGAAGCAGUUCUUUGGAG